AUGGGGGAUCACUUUGAUUUACUGGUUGAUCGAUUGCUUACGGAAUCGACGUUAGAGGCUGCGAUUGAAAGCGGAAAGCGGGCGAUGCAGGCUGCAUCCUCCGUGGUGGUGAAUGACGCGGAGAUUGAUCUGUCUUUGUUGAAGGUGGGUUUGGAGAGUGUCAAAUGUUCGGGGAAGAUGGUGGAAUGUAGGAUAUGUCAUGAUGAUGAUGAUGAUUCGAAUAUGGAGACACCUUGCUCUUGUUGUGGUAGUUUGAAGUACGCACACCGAAGAUGUAUACAACGGUGGUGCAAUGAGAAGGGUGACACCACCUGUGAGAUAUGCCACCAGCCGUUCAAACCUGAUUAUACAGCUCCUCCUCCACUAUUUCAAUUUGGACGUAUUCCAAUGAGUUUCAGGGGAAAUUGGGAAAUUUCGCGAAGAGACUUGAAUAGUACUCAUUUAGUUAGCAUGGUUCCCUCUGACCAAAGCCUUAACAAUUCUAACUACGAUCAAUAUUCCGCCCCUUCUUCAGGAAGUUUGAUAUGCUGUCGCUCGGUUGCUAUCAUUUUCAUGGUUCUGUUGAUUUUAAGACAUACACUUCCCCUACUAAUUAGUGGAAGCAAAGACUUUUAUUUCCCGCUUUUCAUGGUGUUAUUAUUUCGAAGUGCUGGAAUUGUCGUACCUAUAUACUUCAUGGUUAGAGCAGUGGCACUAAUCCAGCGACAUCGGAGACAACAUCGAGAGCAUCCUAGUGUCUUGGUAAGUUCAUCGGAUGAUGAAAUCGAUCAAGAAGGUUUGCAGCCUCAACCUCAUAUCAUACAUUUAGUGUAA
Messenger RNA from Vicia faba (fava bean), 813 nucleotides. Lineage: Eukaryota; Viridiplantae; Streptophyta; Magnoliopsida; Fabales; Fabaceae. The record is from the annotation of a GenBank genome assembly.